Letharia columbiana is the source of this 651-nucleotide messenger RNA. RefSeq lists its product as uncharacterized. Bases 1 to 651 code for a protein of 216 amino acids. NCBI's taxonomy places the organism in Eukaryota, Fungi, Ascomycota, Lecanoromycetes, Lecanorales, Parmeliaceae. The transcript has a single exon. The record is from RefSeq and is a predicted model, not a curated record.
AUGGAGGCUGCAGACCUUAUUACCCCUACCAUAAGUGGCCCCGUCAAACAGAAACUUCAGGCUAACGCUUUUGACGAUGGCUACCUUAUGAUGAACUCUUUGGCCAAUAUCUAUGCCCCGAAAGGGGACGCCGAAUUCAUGCGAUUGACCCGGGAGUACUACUCGCUCCGGUACGAAGAUUUCGACUCCAUGACUCACUAUCUUACCCACAUCAAGACGCUGGAGGAACGUAUUCGAGGGACCAAUGUGGUUCUUGACGAUGAUAAACAGACUCUUCUCUGUCUCGGCAUGACUCUCCCAGAAGGAUUUCAGUAUUUCACCAAAAUUUGGGCUAUAACGCCGGGGAUGACUGCCGAUAAAGCGAGGAAUAUGCUGCUAGAGGAGGAGAGACGUCAAAAGACCCUAGAUAUAGGUACUGUGGGCACUGGGGGAGUAGGGCUAGUUGCAAUAACCAGGCAUCCGAGUAAGAGGACUCCUAGCGGAAAGGCUAUCGUCAACGAUGUGGUAUGUCCUCGCUGUGGGAAGGGUCACGAAGCGGAUAUUUGUUGGAAGUUGCACCCGGAAUUAGCCCCGGAAUGGCUGCAAGAAAGGUGGACCAUUGAGAAGAGAUCUCGGAAGCGGAAAUGGGACGAGUUACAGCAGCAGGAUUAA